AUGAACGGAACACGCUCACCGACACCCCCUCAAGUCCCCGGCCGCUCCCUUGACAUUGAGCUCGGGCAGCAUGAAGUUAUCAACGUGGAGCUAGACAGCCUGGAUCCAAAUCCUGACGACCUCUUGGAGGUUUUGAAGGAAGGGCAGUGUAAAGUCUGGAUUUGGACGCGACUUGCGUCGGAAUACUGGAGGCGGGGGUAUCUAGACGCGGCGGAGAGGAUUGCGCAGGCAGCGAUCGAAACUCUCCGGGAUAAUGGUUCUGAGGCUAUGCUGCCACCCGUAUACGCCUUGCUCGCAAACGUUCAAAUGGCGCGAGCAGGUAAGGCACCCAAAUUAAUCCUCCCAGAUGCGCGGGAGGACAUCAUGACUGAAGAGAAGCCACGAGAUGAAUACUACAAGGAUGCCGCCCAAUAUUUUAAUCUCGGCGAGAAGGCUACAGCAGAAUCUGGGGCAGUGGGCAGUAUGCUCUCAAUACUGACGCGAGGGAUACUGCAGAUGGGUACGAGGGCUAUGGACGACGCGUUGCGCUCAUUUGACGGCGUACUGUCCACAAAGCCGAAUAACAUCGCCGCGCUUCUGGGAAAGGCAAAGAUCCUCUACGCUCGACGACAGUUCCCCCCAGCAUUGAAACUAUUCCAGACUGUGCUCAAGCUCAACCCCCGAUGCUUGCCUGAUCCGCGCAUUGGCAUUGGCCUCUGUUUGUGGGCUAUGGACCAUAAGGCCAUGGCCAAGGCUGCUUGGCAGCGCAGUGCCGAGGUGAACCCGGAUGAAUGGUCUGCCCAGCUUCUCCUAGGGUUGGACGCUAUCAAUGCGAGCAAAAACGAGAACCAGACACAAGAGGAGCGGAGGAACGAGAUACUCACCGGGACGCGUCACAUUGAACGGGCGUUCAAGGCCAAUCAAAGGAAUUCUGCCGCUGCAAAUGCGCUAUGUGAGCUGUUUCUGCAAAAGGGGCAACACAAGCGGGCAAUGAAGCUGGCAGAGCGUGCUAUUCAAUUCACUGAUGUGAAGACCAUCCUUACCGAUGGUUACAUAAGAGCGGGACGUGUCUCACACGCUGUUGGUUCCAAUGCCGAAGCAACAAGAUUCUUCUCGAGAGCGAAGGACGGCCAGCCUACAAACCUGAUUGCGACCGUUGGUCUAGCACAAAUGCAGAUGAAGAACGAUGAACUCGCCCAAGCCGUCCUCACGCUCGACACCUUUCUGCAACAAACGACGGGGCCGCAGCGUCCUGUUGAAGCAGUAGCGAUGCUGGCGUCGCUGCGCCCACAUCCACGGCCCGGGCUUUCUGGUUCCGACCAGGCGAAAGAGAAGGUGCGCGCGCGCGAGCUAUUCGACCAAGUCUGCAAGGUACUCCGUUUGCCCGAGGAUAGUCACACGCGCAGCGAUAGCCAUCCCCCCGUCAUGGGCAGAUCGGCACGGAAAAUCGCGGAGGACAUGGAGAUGCACAUCGAGAUUGCGCGCUUAUGGCAGGGCGAGAACGUGGAACGCAUGGACCGCGCCUUGAAGGAGGCUUGGCGAAUAAGCGAGGCCACCGGACGCACCGAACCCAGGAUCGUCAAUAACCUGGGGGUCCUGCGUUAUAUGGAGGCCAGUCUUGCUGAAGCUCGGACGAUGUAUGAGACGGCUAUCAUGUAUACGUCGCGCAUCGGCAUUGACGGUGCCGAGGGCAUGUCGACGACGAUGCUGUACAACCUGGCUCGGACAUAUGAGGAACAGGGUGAGGAGACGAUGGCGAAGGAAGCUUAUGAAAAGUUGCUAGACAGACAUCCGGAGUAUGUCGACGCAAAGUUACGGCAAGCACAAAUGCUCGGUAAUAUGAAUCGGAACAACGAAGCACAUGACCUUCUCAAGCAGUCCCUGGCGUCUCAGAACAACAACCUGAACCUUCGUGCAUUUUACACGUACUUCCUGAUCCAAUCGAACCUCCCGAAGCCUGCCAAGGACUUCGUCUUCGCAACACUCAAAGACCACGAUAAGCACGACCUAUACUCGCUAUGUGCUGCGGGGUGGAUUCAAUACCACCAGGCCCGCGAGAGCCGUGAUAUGACAUCGAAAGGCGUUGAGGAGCGCAAGCGUGGCUUCCAGCGGUCGGCCGAGUUCUAUGAAAAGGCGCUCCACCUCGAUCCUAUGUGUGCUGUCGCAGCUCAAGGUCUAGCAAUCGUGACAGCAGAAGACGCGCUUGGCACCCUUGGCGGUAGUCUGGGUCCGAUGGGCCCCGAUGAAGCUCAGAAGCGGUUCACGAAUGCACGCGACGCUCUCGACAUCUUCGCGAAAGUCAGAGAAUCACUGAACGACGGUAGCGUCUAUGUCAACAUGGGACACUGCUACUAUGCCCGCGACGAGUUUGAUCGAGCGAUUGAGAGUUACGAAACCGCGUCGAAGCGAUUCUACAGCGGUCAUGACGUCCCUACCCUGCUGUGCCUGUGCAGAUCAUGGUACGCGAAAGCCAACAAGGACCAAUCGUUCAGUGCAAUGAACACAGCAUUGCAAUACGCCCAGAAGGCCUUCCACCUGCAUCCGUACGAUAAGGCCAUCAUUUACAAUAUAGCCAUGAUUCAACAGAAGGCCGCCGAGAUGCUUUUGUCAAUAGCUCCAGCUAAGCGUUCGCUCAAAGAGUUACAACGAGCCAUCGAGCAAGCCAGUCACGCACAGAAAUUGUUUACUUCUCUUGCGGCGGACAAGUCACCACUUGUACCUUAUAAUCGCGAUAUGGCGGAUCAGCGCCGCAAAUACGGCGACAGCAUGCUACGAAAAUGUGAUGAGCAUCUUGCUGCGCAGCGAAAGUGGGAAGCAGAGGCACAAGCCAAACUCGAGGCGGCACGGCAAAGACGGCAGCAUGAGAAAGACCAGCAAGAGGCUCUGGAGCGCCAACGCCUAGAGGAGCUCCGACGCGAAGCUGCACAGCUUGCAGAAGAGCGACGUAAAGCUCGGGAGCAGGCAAUGGAGUGGACUCGUGAUAUCAAGAUGGAGAGCGAUGAGGAGCGAGAACGAAAGGCAACCAAGAAGGCGAGCCGAAGACCGAAAGCGGAGAUCGGCAGCGGUGACGAAGGUGGGGAGCCCAGAAAGAAGAGGCGCAAGGCCAGGAGAAGUGGUGCGGGAGAGGGCGACGACGCGCUGUUUAGCGGUGAGGAGGAUGGCGACAAGCCAGCAAAGAAGCGAUCGUCCAAGAAGCGGGUUGUGCGGGAUGAUGACGAUGAAGAGGAAAUCACAGGGGCUCCACGGAAGAAGCAAAUUAAAAGUAAAGAAUAUAUCUCGGAUUCUGAUGAAGAAAUGCCGUAGUGUAUUUUUCUAUGCGUCGUCAUGGACAGCAUUUCUUUGUUUUUAAUGUUGUCGAUAGCUGCUUCAUCUUGUAUUGCACUCGCCGUGUAUCCUCUUCGCCGUCUUGAUUGAUCAACGCUGAUAGGCAGCCGCC
Molecule: messenger RNA, 3415 nt
Organism: Postia placenta MAD-698-R-SB12
Lineage: Eukaryota; Fungi; Basidiomycota; Agaricomycetes; Polyporales; Adustoporiaceae
Exons: 13
Coding region: 1-3282 (1093 amino acids)
Biological process (GO): regulation of DNA-templated transcription
Cellular component (GO): Cdc73/Paf1 complex
Molecular function (GO): RNA polymerase II complex binding
Source: RefSeq, a predicted model, not a curated record